Pelobates fuscus (common spadefoot toad) is the source of this 3216-nucleotide messenger RNA. RefSeq names its product fibrocystin-L-like. The transcript is spliced from 23 exons. The record is from RefSeq and is a predicted model, not a curated record. Bases 1 to 3216 code for a protein of 1071 amino acids. NCBI's taxonomy places the organism in Eukaryota, Metazoa, Chordata, Amphibia, Anura, Pelobatidae.
AUGUAUCACAGUAGCUCUGAAGAUGUAUCAAAAAUUGUAACCAAGAUAGUGGUAACUUACAGCAAUGAAUUCAAUGCUGAAGAAAAAAUGCCUACAAUGUUAUCAAAUAUGGAGCAGGAUGAAAAACAAAUGGUUUUUGGACUUUCUCCAAAUGUCGGAAGCAAUAGUGAAAUCAGGACUGAAACUAAAUUGGAUGAAACUGAGAAGAAGACAGUUCACAGACGUUCAGUAGAUGGAAAGUCUGCAAACUUCGCCUAUGUGUCAUGGUCCAAUGAAGCCUUCUGGAAUUCAUCUGCAGAAAACAACAAUACUGUCCCAAAAGAAAGAUCAAAUGUUGUGAUCCCUUCAGGCAUAUGGGUAACGGCUGACAUUGCUCUGCCCUCAUUGAACACAUUGACUAUUUGUGGAGCCUUGGAGUUAAAACAACUCAUGAACCCUAUAAUGCAAGGAGUCGUUACUUAUAAUACAACCAUACUCAAUGCCACCUAUAUAUAUAUAAAGGGUGGUCUCUUAAUGGCCGGAAAUGAAAGUAAUCCCUUCCAAGCAGAGUUAAAGAUUAUCCUAAGAGGAAACCAAUCAAGUCCUAAUAUGUCAUUGCCAAGUGGAAAUAACAUUGGCUCAAAGUUUAUCGGUGUGUUUGGCCAGCUGGAGCUUCAUGGAGUCCCACGCACAAUGUAUAAAACCAAACUGGCACAAACCGCAGCAGCUGGGUCUACUUCCAUUUCAUUAUCAGAUAAAGUAGAUUGGAAGGCUGGAGAAAACAUUGUAAUAACAACAACUAGUUACAAUGCGUGGCAGAGUGAAAUCAGACAAAUUCGUGACAUUUCACCUGACAAUAAAAUCAUCACCUUAAAUGCCUCCCUCACUUUUACUCACACAGGGGAGACCUAUCCGAUCUCCAACUUAGCCAAAGUUUACACUCUGGCUGCUGAUGUCGCAUUAUUGAGCAGAAACAUUAAGAUAAUUGGCGAGGAUUACACUGGGUGGGAACAGGAGUCAUUCGGAGCUCGUGUACUUGUUGGUGCUUUUACAAACAACAGCACAACAUAUAAAGGAAGUGCAAAAAUUGAAAAUGUAGAAUUUUAUCAUAGUGGACAGAAGAGCUUCACUGAUCCAUCCGAUCCACGAUACUCCAUCACUUUUCUUAAUCUUGGAGUGGUUUCAGAAAAUUCAUCCUAUGUCAGAGGUUGUUCUCUCCAUGAUGGAUUUUCACCGGCUAUUGGUGUUUUUAACACAAGUGUGCUGAAUAUUGAUGACAACGUUAUCUAUUUCACAGUUGGUGAAGGAAUCAGAAUAUGGGGCCAACGUAUUAAACUGAGAAGGAAUCUUGUAUCACUGUCUGUAUGGCCAGGAUCUUAUCAAGGCAAAGAGCAACCAAAUAACACUAUCUGGAAUGCUGCAAUAGAGAUCAAUAACGGCACUGACAUAGUAUUACAGAAUAACAUAGUUGCUGGUUUUGAAAGAGUUGGAUAUCGUAUUAAUGGAGAACCUUGCCCAGAUGCAAAUAACACCAAUGAAGAAUGGCUCAACAAUGAAGCCCACGGGGGAUUAUAUGGUGUGUAUAUGAAUAAUGAUGGACUUUCUGGGUGUUCACAAGUGAGAAGAUUCUUUGUAUGGAAAUGCUGGGAUUAUGGUAUUUACACUCAGACAGCAGACAGCGUGGUGAUCUCUAACGUGGUCCUUGUAGAUAAUGGGAUGGGCAUACUUCCUAUCGUGUUUGGUCCUCCAGCAACCUCUCACCAGGCAUCUAACAAAACGAUUACUAUCCAGAAUUCUGUGCUUGUUGGAAGAAGUCCAUCAUUUAAUUGCAGUGACACUCUUAAUGUCACUGAAAGUAACAUGAAGCUCACAGCACAACACCGUAGUCCAAGACCUCCAGCAGGUGGAAGUAGUGGUAUCAGCUGGCCAACAUUUGCCUCGGCUCAUAACGGUGCACCAGAAAACCCCCAUGCAGGAAUCACAAGCUACAAUGCAAUUAGUGGUCUAAUGACUGUGACAGACACAAUCUUUCAGGCCUACAGAAACGUCUGUUCAACGGAAAGCAAUGUGAUAUUCAUGACAAACCCCCUCAAUGAAGACUUGCAACAUCCAGUAAAGGUCUCCAAAAUACAACUUGUGAAUUGUUCAGAAGAACAGAAAGUGUUUAUCCACAGACCCGAUCCAUCAAAAGAAACACCCUUUGGCUGUGAUGCAAAGAGGAAAGCACUUUUAAAGGAUUUGGAUGGUACUUUCCUUGGCAGCAAUGGUUCUGUUAUCCCACAGUCAGAAUAUCCGUGGAAUGGAACAGCAUCAUAUGGGCUUAAUGAUUCUCGUAUUCCUAAUGUCAUGCUGACCAAUCCUAAUGGAAGCAGCAUUAAUGUCUCCCAAGUGGCACCAUUUCAAGGGAUUAUCAGAGAUCCUUCAUGUAUAUAUGUGUCAGCCUGGGAAAGCUACAAAUGCACAGGAUUAAAUUAUGAAAUGCUGGUAAUUGAGAGUCUCGAUCCUGACACAGAGACUAGACGACUUUCACCAGUAGCUGUGUUGGGUGAUGGCUACUUAGAUAUUCUUAAUGGACCUCAAAACCACACUUCGUGCAAUGGAUCCAAUUGCAAGGAAAAGCGAGUUUCAUUGUUCCACUCAAUAGUGGCAACAAACAAAUCUUUUGAUAUUUACUUCUCCACUACCAGUCCUCAAAAUGUUAGACUAAUGCUACUGAACUGUGACAGUACCAAGUCCAUUCGAGUUGGAAUUUUUUUCCCAAAUCCUCAGCGUCUGGAUGUGUAUGUGAAUGGUACCUAUGUAUAUCCAACUAAUGCAAAUAUGACUAAUAACGGAACAAGUUUCACUUUAAACACCCCAACAUAUGGAGGGCAAUACCUGCCACAGCUCACUUCCAAUGUUUCAGGAGAUAACUUUUUCAAUGAAACCUACAAUAUGUUGUACACCGUAGUUAAAGGAUCAACCCCCAUUCAAAUUUAUACAACGCCUUUGAUUGCUGUAACUUUCAAACUGCCUGCAAUGGCAAUAGAUGAGUUCAAAAGUGAUAAUUUUCUUAAGAAUCUUGCUGCAUUCCUUAAUAUCUCAUCAAGCAAACUCCGUGUUAAAAAUAUUGUGGCAGAUGGAAGUCGUAGGAGGAAGAGAGCCACGGGAGGACUCACUGUACAAGUGGAAAUUGCAGAUCCACCUCCUCCACAAAGAACCAAUAUAUCUUCAACAGGCAAGAUUCUAUUUCUCUAA